Molecule: messenger RNA, 2610 nt
Organism: Sclerotinia borealis F-4128
Lineage: Eukaryota; Fungi; Ascomycota; Leotiomycetes; Helotiales; Sclerotiniaceae
Source: the annotation of a GenBank genome assembly
AUGGCCGUCACCAUAUCUCAGCUUGCAGAAGAUGAUAUCCCAGGUGCUGUCAGUGUAAUCCAGGAAGCAUUCAAAGCAGACCCUUACAAUCUUUGGAUUUACAAUGAUCGAUCCAAGCAUGAUAGCGAGCAAUGGUUCCGAUUUGCCUUUAGUGGUUACCUUGACUCGUUGAGAUCAUCUCGCCGAGUUUUAGGCAUUACAAUGUGGUUACCGCCCAAAUCUUCUGGAUCGUCAGAAACAUGGGCAGAAUGGAUCAGUAGUUGGACCAUGUGGGUUCAACAAGUAGGUAUGAAUAUUUGGUAUGGCCGAGGUGGCUUGAAUGUGAAGCGCUAUUAUAUUUGGAAAGACAGGCAAGCAGAAGCUCAAUCCGAGAUCUGGACCGAUCCUCGAGGAUACUACUUUCUAAAUAUAAUGGUUGUUCAUCCUGAUGCUCAAGGGAGAGGAAUUGGGAAAGCGCUAGCAAAGGUAGUAACGAGCAUUGCUGAUGCAGAAGGACAAAGAUGCUAUCUUGAAUCUAGUCGAGAUAUUCCCAACAUGAAGAUUUACGAAGCUUUCGGAUUCCACUUUGUAAAGAAGAUGGUUUGUGAUGACGAAGGUGAGACUUGCAAUAUCUAUUGUAUGGUAAGAGAACCACAAGAAGGAUCCAAGAAAGAUAUCGCCAUUCUCGACUUACACGCAUGGAUUGGACGAGACUGGACGAGACUGGACAGACCUUACCCAGAUCAAAUUGGACAAUGCCAAUUCAACUGUUCCGCACAAUGGUCAAUCAUCAUUGCAUCAUUGUCACUUUUCGGUGGUUCGGAAACCGGUGAACUUUCAAAGAUCUCCGAACAAACCGAAAAUGAGUCUGUAGAUAUUAACGGGAGUUCCAGGAGUAUGGCCUUAGCGACAAGAAUGAUGAGGUUACCAACCUCAGCUACUGGUAUUCGUACCAUUGCUCAACGAUCAUAUGCGACAUCAAACAGGGUCCUUCUCUCACAUGCGCGACCAAACGCCAGAGUCACCGUUGACAAGAGCAGAAUUUCGCAAAUUGCCCAACGAACCUACGCAGAUGUGGCUCCUGUUAAUGUCAAGAAACCUAAUCGAUUUCGAUUCUUGAGAUGGAGUUGGCGUAUUACAUAUUUGUCUUUGAUCGGAGGAGCUACUUAUCUUGGUUAUGAAGUCUGGGAGCUUCGACAUCCAGAUGAGCAAUUCCAGCCAGAUCCAACCAAGAAGAAUUUGGUUAUUCUUGGUACUGGAUGGGGUGCUGUGUCUCUUUUGAAAAAGCUCGACACGGAAAACUAUAAUGUUAUUGUUAUCUCUCCACGAAACUACUUCUUGUUUACCCCUCUUUUGCCAUCAUGCACGACCGGUACCGUCGAGCACAGAUCUAUUAUGGAGCCUAUCCGAAGCAUAACCAGACACAAGAAGGCUGCUGUUAAGUUCUACGAAGCCGAGGCCACCAAGAUCGACCCUGAAAAGAAAACUAUCUCUAUCAACGACAAUUCUGAUGUCAAAGGAGCUUCCCAUACGACCGAGGUCUCAUACGAUAUGUUGGUUGUUAGUGUUGGUGCGGAAAACGCAACUUUCGGAAUCCCUGGUGUCAAAGAGCACUCAUGCUUUUUGAAGGAGAUCGGCGACGCACAAGCAAUCAGAAAGAAGAUCAUGGACUGUGUAGAGACCGCCACUUUCAAGGAUCAAUCUCCAGAGGAAAUUGAGCGUCUUUUGCACAUGGUUGUCGUUGGAGGUGGACCUACUGGUGUUGAAUUCGCUGGUGAGCUUCAAGAUUUCUUCGACCAAGAUAUCAAGAAGUGGGUUCCAGAAAUUAGCGACAAGUUCAAGGUUACUCUCAUCGAAGCUCUCCCUAAUGUUCUUCCUAUGUUCUCCAAACAAUUGAUCGAAUACACCGAGUCAACCUUCAAGGAGGAGAAGAUUACAAUCAAAACUAAGACAGCCGUCAAGAAAGUCACUGAUAAGACUGUUGAAGCCGAGGCUACCGGACCGGAUGGAAAGAAAGUGACUGAGGUUAUGCCUUACGGUCUCCUCGUAUGGGCCACCGGAAACGCUGUCCGCCCUGUCGUCAAGGAUCUCAUGUCACAGAUUCCCGCUCAAAAGGAUUCAAGGAGAGGUCUCGCUGUAAAUGAAUAUCUUGUUGUGCAAGGAACCAAGGACAUCUGGGCUACCGGUGAUUGUGCAGUCGCAGGAUAUGCACCAACAGCUCAAGUAGCAUCGCAAGAAGGAGCUUUCUUAGCUCGUCUCUUCAACACAAUGGCAAAGACCGAUACCAUCGAACAUGAAAUCCAAGAACUGAGUUCAUCCUUGAACCUUGGUCCCGGAGAUGCCGCCCAAGUUGCAAAAGAUAUCGAAUCGCACGAAAAGCAAUUGAGAAGAGUCAAGGACAUCAAGCCAUUCCACUACACACAUCAAGGUUCCUUGGCAUACAUUGGUAGUGAAAGAGCCGUUGCGGAUGUUGCCUGGAUGAAUGGCAACUUUGCUACCGGUGGUAGUUUGACAUAUUUGUUCUGGAGAAGUGCAUACUUGAGUAUGUGCUUUAGCACACGCAACCGUGUCUUGGUAGUCCUCGACUGGCUCAAAUCUAAGGCUUUUGGCCGUGACGUUUCUAGAGAAUAG